AUGGGCAAUUCUCUGGAUGUGGAUGUAGAGGUAGACUGGUUGUACAAGGGCAAGAGAAGGCCAAAAACGCAGAUGCAGACUGUGCGCAGAGAAAGGUCGUCGUCGGUGUCUAACGGCUCCCUGGGUCACUUGGCAUCAAAAGCAGAGCCAGAGGUGGCUGUAGCGAAUAAACAGGCUCAACAGCAGACUCAACAGCAGGCCCAAAAGCAGGCCCAACAGGCUCAGCAGGCUCAGCAAACAUCCGUCGCAAAACAAACGACGUCCGCGCGUGAAAAGCAGCAUACUGGUACUCCGGCCGCGAGUUUUCUGCAGAGAUCUAGUUCGGUCCAUGAAACCGGUACCAAGUCGAAGAAAUCGCUUUUCAGCUCGCUGUUCAGUCGCAACACUCAAAGCUCAAGCGACCGGCCCGCCAUUGCCAUCCCGCUCCCGAAAAUUCGGCCCAACUCUGGCCCUGUCCCUAUCAACACCAAUGCUCAUGCUACCAGCCACGAGGCCAUGCCGUCAAUGAAAGCAGCUGUCUCUCAGUUUUUAAAAGAACCCUCGUCGCCAGAAGUACGAGACACGGCGCCCAUUCACGAAGAGCGUGUGGUGUUGAACCGCAACCCACAUCGGAAGUCAAUCCCAAUCGAAAGUCUCUCCAACCUUCCGCUCAGAAGGGUCACUUUCGCAGUCGACCGCUUCGGCAUGGAUCCUCCUCAACAAAUUCCGAGCCGCAAACCCAAAAAAGGCGACGUUUUGGUACCCCAGGACAUGAUCUGUCCCACACCGUCUAUAUCCGUGGGAAUCACCAACACCCAGGGUAGCGUAGAACAGGCGGCCUCCCCGUUGAAUGAACAUUCUAAAGAAUACAAACUGGCCAUGGAAUAUCACCGAAGGGCGCUCAAGGAAUCCGACAAGCACCAACAAGAAGCACAUUAUGCCGCAAGGCGUAUUGCCCACGAAGUACAAAACUUUAAAGCUAAAAACACAGCCACACCUUCAGGUGCGCAUAAUUCUGGAAGUUCGAGUAUAGGUGGUGGCACGACUAAUGAUGUUUCUGGUGCAGCCGCCGUCACGGCCACCUCAAUUGAUGACAGGAUUAAAAACCUAGAAAUUGAUAAACCCAUUCACAAGCAUGAGAACUUCUUCGAUUCGGGGUCACAGAAUUCAUCUUCAGGCCCUGAAAAGUUGACCCUUGACAAAACGUACACCCGUUGCUGUCAUCUUCGAGAAAUUCUCCCCAUUCCUUCCACCUUGAAGCAGGUCAAGGACAAAAGUGCACCUCUGCAGACCUUAAAGUUUCUGAAUCCCAGGCCCACACUCAUCGAUAUUUUGUCCUUCUGUGAUUUCAUUGCCAUUACACCCGUGCAUAACGUCAUCUUUGACAACGUUAACCUCACCCAGGAGAUGCUAAAAAUUGUCAUUAGCUCUUUGGUUAAUAGCACCGCCGUUGAGAAAUUGGGCUUAAGAAAUGUCACUUUCAACCAUGACAGCUGGAAGCUACUAUGCAAAUUCCUGCUCAAAAAUAAAUCUUUGCUCAAAUUGGAUAUCUCACACACUAAAGUCAAACCAGAUCUUCCUAAGGGACUUUACCGAGCAAACAUGGAUUGGAACCUGUUUAUUGACGUACUCCAACGCCGAAAGGAAAAGCCACUCGAUGAACUACUAGUAAACGGUGUUAAGUUCGAUAACAUAGAGACCUUUACCAACCUACUGAAUACAUUUGCGUCACUUGGAUCGCCAGGAAGGAAGCGAUUAGGUAUUGCACAAUCUGACAUCACUGGAGAGCAAAUUAAAUUUCUAAUGUCGUGGAUAAGCGAUAACAGUAUUGAUGGUGUCGACUUGGGCUUCAAUGAUUUAAGCGAACUUGUCAAACCCCUGGUAGGUAAGUUGACUACCCUUUCACUUGGAAACAUGCAUUAUUUCACACUCAACGGCACCAACAUAGCAACUGCUUAUGAUGCAGCAUUGAUUUUGCGCGCAUUGUCAAAACUACCUAACCUUUAUUUUCUGGAUCUCAGCAACUUACCUCAGAUUUUCCCGGAUAUUUUCCCCUAUCUGAACAAGUACCUACCUCGCAUGGCCAACCUGAAACGCUUGCAUCUUGAUUCUAACGAAUUUAGCUCUAGAGAUGUUGUUAUGGUGACAACUGUUCUUUCAAAGUGUAAAGAGCUUCUUCAUUUAUCGCUAUUGAACCUUUCUCCAGACGCUUUUACGACUGGUAUGAGUGCUAACGUUUACGAUUGCGUCCGCCAGUGCGCAAAACUAACCAACUUGGACAUAGCUUAUGGCAAUAUGCCUGAGGAAAUUUCAUCGCGUAUAGCCCUCUGUCUCAUGCGCAGAAUGCAUAGGGACUUUGAGCUUGACGAUUUGACCAGUCAGGACGAUCUGCUAUUCGAUGGUACUUUACUCUCUGAGACAGCUGAAAACAUCUUCGAGAAACUAAACAACUUUGAAGAUGUUGAGACCGAUACCACAAGGAGGUAUCUUCUCAAGAAAUAUUGGGAAAGAUUCAAUCGCGUUCACGACAACGUCCAGAGAACAAUUGAUGAAAUGUUCGAGAAGAGAGCUGCUGGGGAGCUGAAUUUUCAAAGCAAAGAAAAUUUACUGCGAUUACUGUUCCUGGAGAACAAUUUAUCGCAUAUAUUAAGCAUUCUCAAGACCUAUCCACAGGUGGCUAACAUCGCGGGUCUGGAGUCGAGUACCAAGCAAGCAACAUCUGAAAAUGACGUCACCCACCUGCCGGAUGUUGAAGCUCCAACUCACGUACGGCCUCAUCUCAUGGCGACUGAUUCAGGCACAACAAUUGACUUAACAACUGGCAAAGCAGUACUGGUGAAACAGCCUUCUCACGUUGCACUCGUGAGCAAAAAGCAAGAGGAGGAGGAAGGUGAAUUCCACAAAUGGGGAUUUUUCGUUCAGCAACAAAACUCGAUCUAUCCAGAUCAUCAAGCCAGACCUACAUUUGACGAGCUGGUCGAAAAAAGGCCAGAAAGCGCAUCUUCAACCGAGUCACCUAGGUCUUCACAACCCUCGACAGCAACGCAGACAUCGCAUAGCCUAAUUGCCAAGAUCCCAUCCGGUAUGGAACUUCGGGACGCUGUAAUGCGUGCCAAAGGUAUCGAUUCGAUUGAGGAGCUGAUUGACAAUGUCAGCGGAAACCGUGUAACAUUGGACAAAAUUUACGGGGUUCCACUCCAUCCGAUGGCACAUCUAGGAUCUGAAACGAGCGCGAACCGGAGAACAGCACCACUCUCACAGCUGUUAAGGUCGACGUCCAAUGCAUCGGUCACAUCAUCGGAGUCAGGGAAUGAAGAGAAGGUGGAUGAGACGUAUGAUAAGCUACUCAACAGUUUGAGUAAAGUGCGAUCGAAUAAAUAG
This is a messenger RNA of Lachancea meyersii CBS 8951, 3360 nucleotides long. Lineage: Eukaryota; Fungi; Ascomycota; Saccharomycetes; Saccharomycetales; Saccharomycetaceae. The record is from the annotation of a GenBank genome assembly.